CUAUUAGCCUCACUCUAUCGAAUUAAAAACUGAAAAGAAGAUUUCGAAUUCAGGCCUAAUCUAUCGUGUUCAAAAAGAAUAAGAGUAGGAACUUCCUUGUGCUUCAUUUUUACUCAAUGAUAUAUUCACUACUUUGAGAAUUAUCAUUACGUCUUGUGUUAAUUCUUUAUGCAUUCGAAGAGAGGGGCCUUUUGUUUUCCUUUCGUUAGCCCAUGUUGUGCCGGAUGAAAAAAAUGUACAUAAAAGAGCAAGGGAAAUAAGCUGUGGAGUGAAUAUGCGCAUGCGCUUUAGUGAAGGGAAGAACGUCAAGCAAUGCGGAAUGAUCCGCAUACCAAGAGAAGUGUCCGGCUACAUUGAAUGUUCAAUUGCCUUCCGUUGAUACAAGACGCUUGCAAAUUUUAUUACGGAACAUUUGGAAAGAAAUAACAAGUGAAACGUUCUGACAUUUACUUUUGGGGGUGUUGAAUUGAUUUCCGAGUUCAUGUCAACGUGUACCCGAAACACACCGGCUGCUUUGAUGGCUUCACAUUUUUUCAAAUUCAAUCCGGCCAACGCCAAACGAAUUGACAUGCGGACGGACACCAAUGCGGAAUACAGAAAAAGUGCUGGGCUGACUACUCCGCAAGAGUGCGGAGGCUGCGGUAAAUUCAUCACUGAUCGGUACCUUCUACAAGCAUUGGAUCUUUACUGGCACGAGGACUGUCUCAAAUGCGGAUGCUGUGAUUGCCGAUUAAGUGAAAAUGGAUCGACACUCUACACGAGAGCCAAUUUGGUACUCUGCCGACGUGAUUAUUUAAGGUUGUUUGGUACCACCGGCUACUGCGCGGCUUGUGGCAAAGUCAUCCCGGCUUUCGAAAUGGUCAUGAAAGCCAAAGGGAACGUCUAUCAUCUAGAAUGUUUUGCCUGCCAAAAUUGCAACCACCGAUUCUGUGUCGGUGAUAAGUUCUACCUCUGCGACAACAAAAUUCUGUGCGAAUAUGAUUACGAAGAACGAUUGCUUAUGACCAGCCUCGAGUUCCCUAACAAACGAUCGUCUUUACAGCCACAACAGAGUUCUAAUCAGUCAACAUUAUUAUCUCCUGUGUUAUCUGCGGAUUGCUUUUCUAAAUGAGUUUUCUACGACUUAACUUGAAGUUGUUCGAAUGCUUCUAAAUUGUACAAAUAAAAUUUUCCUUAGGACUGAGAAAAGAAGUAAGUUAAGC
Daphnia carinata is the source of this 1202-nucleotide messenger RNA. RefSeq names its product LIM domain only protein 3-like. Gene Ontology annotation, cellular component: nucleus. The record is from RefSeq and is a predicted model, not a curated record. The transcript has 6 exons. Gene Ontology annotation, molecular function: DNA-binding transcription factor binding; transcription coactivator activity. Gene Ontology annotation, biological process: positive regulation of transcription by RNA polymerase II. The coding region runs from base 482 to 1111 and encodes 209 amino acids. Lineage: Eukaryota; Metazoa; Arthropoda; Branchiopoda; Diplostraca; Daphniidae.